GUCCCUCAAUCCCUGGUGCCGAUGCUGACGGAAUCUUUGAUCCAGAGAAUCUCUGGGGAUUCUGGUGCCAGCAUCAUCCUCCGACAAGAUACGAGGAAUUUGGGCUACAGCUUGGUUCUCUUCUCCGGCCCCAACCAGGCCACGCAGCAAGCGAGAGAAAUGGUGCAGAAAUACUGCGGGCUCACCACUGGACCAAACAUCACGAAAACUAUCGAGCUCCACACGUAUCAUUCGAGUGCCUUCUAUGCAAUGGAUGAAGCCAUGAAGGACUUCAAGAACAAGGUGGCUGGUCUGUCGAUCAAGCUGAUCCCUCCGGAGACGUUGGGCGCUCCCUUCAAGGUCAGUAUCGGCCCGGGUCAGGUUGCCCAUGUCUCCACUGCGGAGGCGACCAUCCGCAAGACCUUGCGCGAGGUCGAGCUGGAACUGUGGACCCUGAAUGGGGCCAAGGGGCACUACAAGCAGAGGCGAACAGUUCCUCCUGAGCUGAAGCAUGCAAUGAUGUGCAAAAACACCAAGGAUGGCAUCGACUGUCCUAACAAGGCUUGCCCUUUCUGCCAUUCCGUAGAGGAGUUGGAGAUCGCCAGCCGCUGUUGUUUCGAGAACAUCAGCAUCUCGGGACAGGCUACCUUGGGAAAUGCGACAGUGCAGAGGCCUGCGCCCGUGAAAGCUCCGCCCAUCAUCACUGCCACAGCGGUCCAAGCCAAGACCUCCGUGAAAGGAGACUCCCAGGAGAGCAGCGCAAAGAAGCCGGACAACGAGACGAGCGGGCUCCUGUAG
Symbiodinium sp. CCMP2456 is the source of this 777-nucleotide messenger RNA. The record is from the annotation of a GenBank genome assembly. Lineage: Eukaryota; Dinophyceae; Suessiales; Symbiodiniaceae.